AUGCCUCCUGUAGUGCUGGAUAGCCGUCGCCAAGUUGGUGGUGUGUGUUGGGCCCAGGCGAAGCAUGUCAGUCGAGAUUCCGGUCGCAUCUUUGGGGCGGCAGCGAGCACGACUUGGCUGAAAGGAACAGUCCUUUCAGUUGACAAGCGAAGGGGCAAUGUCAAUGCAAAGCGAGACACUACAUUCAUCAGAGCAUUGUACAAGGUGGGAGAUACUGAGAAGGACGUGGAAAUUGCCAUGCAGAGCUUGAAGGCAGCGGAUCCAACAGCGAAUCCAACACCCGAACCAACCAGCGUGGAAGGCAAUGGCAAUCCCCCUCCAGCUGUUCCACCACCUCCUCCUCCUCCCCCGCCAACCACCAAGAAAUGA
Messenger RNA from Seminavis robusta, 369 nucleotides. The record is from the annotation of a GenBank genome assembly. NCBI's taxonomy places the organism in Eukaryota, Bacillariophyta, Bacillariophyceae, Naviculales, Naviculaceae.